UUUUGAGACCCUGCUAGUUAAGACGGACGAGGUGAAGGGGAAAAACACGAAGAUUGUUCACAAACAUGAGGCUAUGAGCUAUGGUCUCAUUGUGAAGGCGAGUGAAGAUGUACCGACGGAGCUAUUGAGUGACCACAACACCAACAGCACCAAUUAUCUACCGAGGAAGUGAGAGUCGGCCUGAUGUGGCGAGACAUUUCGUUGAUACCGUGACGGAUAUAUCGUUAAAGAUUGAAAAAUCUUAGACCAAUAUAUCCAUAAACAUGUCCGCGGAUGACGUCCAGGCCCACGAAGCAGCAACGCAUUGCAAUUUAUGUAAAAUCGAGUUCAGCCCACCCUCGGAGAUACUAUAUCGUAAGACAACCGACCAUUUUAAUCUCACAGGAAAAUACCGUCAAGCUCUCUGCAAUGUAUGCAACCAAAAACUACGAACACCCUUUUUUGUACCGUGCUACUUCUAUAACUUGUCCAACUAUGACGCGCACCUGAUAGUGACAGAACUUGGUCACGACACUGAAGCUAUUACCGUGAUACCGAAUAGCGAGGAAAAAUUUAUAUCGUUUUCCAAAAACGUGUCAAGCAAAUUUUCGAUUCGAUUCAUUGAUACUUUCCACUUCAUAGCAACGAGUCUAUCUUCACUCGCUAAAAAUCUGAUAACACCAGGUUUUGAAAACUUUCGUGAAACAGUGUUUACUGGAGACGAUAUGCCGCUCGUGACACGGAAAGGGGUGUACCCGUAUGAGUAUACGGAUAGUUGGAGCAGGUUGGACGAGACUAGUUUACCGAGGAAGAGAGACUUUUACAACAGAUUGACCGAGUCGGGGAUAAAGGAGGAAGAGUUCGAUCACGCCAAGGAGGUAUGCUAUAUGCUGUGCGCGUAUUUAGAUCUAUAUUUUAAAAUUAUUAUGUUUACAGAUCUGGGACCACUUCAAUUGCAUGACGUUAGGCGAGUACAGCGAUCUGUACUUGAAAAUCGACGUGUUGCUGCUAGCGGACGUCUUUGAAAAUUUUCGUGAUGUGUGCAUAAAGACGUACAAUUUGGACGUGGAGUAUUAUUUUACUGCACCAGGAUUAAGUUUUGACGCGAUGUUGAAGUUUACCGGGAAAAAGUUGGAGCUGUUGAGUGAUUACGAUAUGUUAUUAAUGUAUGAGAAUGGUAUUCGUGGUGGAUUAGUGCAGACAAGCAUGAGACAUGCCAAAGCGAAUAAUAUAAAGACCCCAGACUAUGACGAAACUAAGGAGAAAUCGUGGUUGAUAUACCAGGACUGUAAAUAUAUUUAUUUAUUCAUUUAUUUAUUUAUUCAUUUUUCAAACUCAAACUUUACAGGUAAUAAUCUCUAUGGCUGGGAUUUGAGUCAGUAUAUGCCAUACAGUGACUUCAAUUGGGUUGAUUUCAACUUGAACAAAUUAAGUGAGAUGGAACGUUCGAGGAGAAAAAAAAUUUUAUUAUACAUUAUAGGAACCUACAGCAAGCGAUUAAAAAAUGGAUUAAUAGUACAUAGAGUUAUCCAGUUUAACCAGUCAGAUUGGCUGGCUAAAUAUAUUGAAUUGAAUACAGCUCAAUCGCACGAAUAUCGUACAUUUUCUGAUCAACGGCGUACGCGUAUUUACGAUUCCUUGACCUAG
Messenger RNA from Myzus persicae (green peach aphid), 1626 nucleotides. RefSeq lists its product as uncharacterized. The transcript has 3 exons. Bases 937 to 1626 code for a protein of 229 amino acids. The record is from RefSeq and is a predicted model, not a curated record. NCBI's taxonomy places the organism in Eukaryota, Metazoa, Arthropoda, Insecta, Hemiptera, Aphididae.